AGAGAGCAAUUCCACUUAAACUUAUUUGUAUCUUUCUGAAUAGAGAUAGAGUGAGACAAUGGGUGCUAGUACUUCUUCACCAACCCAGAGAUUUUCGCUGAACAGCCUACGUUCCAGGAAGCCACAUACACCUGGCGUCGAGGAGUACGAGAUUUCUCCUUACAAAGUUAGUCCCUUAAUUGUGGAAAUGAAGAAAAAGAACCAGUGGAAAUCUCGGUUCAAUGCUCUCAAAGACACAGACAAGCUGCUGGUGAUCGAGUUCACGGCCAAAUGGUGUGGACCAUGUAAAUCACUUGAGGCGAAGCUUGAAGAAUUAGCGGCCAAGUACACUAAUGUUGAGUUCGUGAAGAUUGAUGUCGAUGUGCUAAAGAGCGUGUGGAAGGAGUACAACCUUCAUGCUUUGCCUACGGUUGUAUUCAUGAAGAGAGGUCAAGAAGUAGACAGAGUUGUUGGUCUGAAGCUUGAUGAGAUAGAGGGAAAGCUCCACAAAUACGCAUACUCCUUUUGAAAAACAAGAAGCUUUAAGAAUCAAUGUCUUAUUAAUCCGUUGAGAGUUCUCAAAAUCUGUGUAACGAAGAACUGAAAGAAGAUAUUUCUUUUUAUUAAUAUUCAAUAAUAAUGUCACGUCGUGAGAUUUGUAGAGAAAUACUGAUUCUAUCUAUGACAUCUGUGAAGAUGAUAUACUAUUAGUUUAUCACAUCGAAUUAAAACUAAACUAAAUAAAAUAACAAAAUUAAUCGUAUUUUAAACUAAUUAUAACUCAAAAAUAAUUAUUGUUCAAUUUAGAGAUAUUGUGCAGUCCAAUAUAUUAAAAGUAAUAACUGAGUCGAUCAAAUUAUUUUACUUGAAAUUACAAUACUAAAUAGGAUAAAAUAUAAAUUAUUUAAAAUAAUUUGAAAUUUAAGACUAUUUAGCCUUGUAUUAUGCCGCUUAGUGUGUAGAGUAAUUAUAAUCAAGUAUGUUUAGGUUGACGAUAAAAAACAUAGAUUUUAAUAAUCAACUUAGAGAUAUUAUUGCAAUCCAGUAUAUUAAAAAGUACUAACUGAAUUGAUCACAUUGUUUUACGUGAAAUUACAAUACUGAAUAAGAUAAAUUAUAAAUUAUUUAAAAUAAUAUGAAAUUUAAGAUUAUGUGUCUUUGUAUUAUGUAUUUCCAAUUUAGUCCGUAGAGUUAUAAUCGAGUAUGUUUAAGUGGAUGGCAAAAAAACAUGAAUUUUAGUAAUUAAUAUACAAAAUAUAUAUAUAUAUAUUUAUUUUUUUUCUUACGUAAUCCUGAAUCUAUUAACAAUUUUUGUUUCCUAUUUUUUCCAAAGAACAUGUAUCAAAUUAUACAAAAAUUUAAUAUAAUAUAUAUAUAUACAGAUAUAUAUUUACAAUUCCAAAAGGACGAAUCAAACUAAAUGAAAUCUAAUAACGAUUCUAGUUUUAAAUUAAUUAGAGCUAGGUUAUUUUGGUUCAAUUUAAAAUAUAUGCAGUUCUAUAUACCAAAAAAAUGAAAAAAAUUAACUGAUCCAAACUAUUAUACAUGAAUACAUAUAUAAUUAGAAUAAAUGAAAUUUAACAUAAUAUUUUAUUAAUUUUCAUAUAUAUAUAUAUAAAUUAAAAAUGAUUUCAAGGUUAUAAACCAAUAAAGUGUUUUUAGUUAAUAUUUUGAAUUAUUUUUAUAAAAUUUAUAUCGAUGCAUACAUGAGCACAGAAGAAAAAAACACCUAGUAUAAAAUAUAUUAAAAGUAGUAUUUUAUUUUUUGUGAAAAAUAUAUAGAUUUUUAUAGUUUUUAAAUAAUUUCUAUAACUUUAUUUUUCGGUAAAUAUUGUUUGUAUUUUUUUUGUAUGAUUCAUUUUUUAGUUAUUUGGUUUUUUCCUAGCUUAUUAUUUAUAUUUUUCAUGUUAUAAUUUACUCGUUGUUAUUUCCAGUGAAAUUUAAUUUAUCCAUGUUAUCUUGAAAAAAGGAUUAACUAAUUAGAAAAUAAAGAUACAUUUAUAAUUGUAUUAUUUAAUAUUUAUUUUUUGAAAUGCUACUAAUUAAAAUUUUAUUUAUUUUAUGUUUAUGCUAUAAUAUUUUAUAAUAAUAAAUUUAUAUUAUUUUAAUAUUUGUUCUUGGCUGAUGAGAUAUCGAUGUUGGAAAACUCCAAUAUAUUAGAACAUCCAUAAUUGGGGUUCUCAACAAAAUUAAGUUACUUAAUUUCGGUUAGAUUUUUCGUAGUUUUAAAAAUCUGCAAUAUAUAUAUAUAUAUAUAUAUAUAUAUAUGUAUGUUUUUUUUUUUUUUUGAACACAUAUAUAUAUAUGUAUGUAUAUUAAGAAAUUUUUGUUGAAAACCUCUGUUGGGGAUGCUCUAAUACCGUUAGAAUUCAAGAAUAUGAAAUUCAAAAUAUGUUUAAAUCAAGCAAAGAAUCUAUCAUGUUUGUUAGCGCUCUAGGAUAACAAAUCCAGAACAUGUUUAAAUUGAGCGUCGAAUCUAUUAUGGUUACAUAGUGCCUGCCUCCGUGCCAUACAUCAUUCAUUUAACCUUUUUUAAGAAAACCUUGUAUGCUUUACACCUUUUAAUAUUAAAUAAGAAAUCCAACGGAGAGCUUUAACCCAAAUAAACUAGAUCAAAAUAUAGGCUAAGAGGGGAAUCAUAUAUUCUGGAGAUUUAGAAUUCUCCUUUCACAAGUUGGAGUAAAAAUGGUCAAAUACUUCAGACGCGUCUCUUAUUACGAGGAAAAAAACUGAAAAUUUCAAAGAUUUUUUUUUCUCUUUAACGGCAAUGAAGUUUGUCAGUAUAGAUAUUAGAUAGACAUAUUUUCCAAGUUUAAAAAAAAAUGAUUAGAUACAUUUUAUUUUCCUUUUUUGUCAUCAUACAUUUUAUUUUCCUAAAUUUAUAAAACCAAAUCUAUUCCUAAUUUAUUUUGGUCUCCAAACACUUUUCAAUAUAUCAUAUAAUUGCAAUUUAUUCAAUGUAUUUUUAGUACAGGUGACAACAUUUAAAUGGAUUAGCAAAAUUGGCAAGCGUCUUUAUAAUUUAGUUAGGGCUGGGGAAAAAAUCUGAAUCCGAAGAGCCAAACCGAAACCGAUCUGAAAAAGUAGUACCAAACUCGAACUGAAAUUAAUUAAAUAUCCGAACGGAUUUUAAAUUUUCAUAUUUAGAGAACUGAAACCGAACCCGUCCCGAACUGAAAUAUUAUAUCCAAAAUAGAUUUAUAUACCUAAAUAUAUUAAUUAUUUUUAGAUUUAAUGUAUAUUAAAAUAUCAAAAAUAUAAAAUACUUUAAGCUGUACAAAGUAAUUGAAAAUAUAUACGAAUAGUCAAAAUUAAAUAU
Molecule: messenger RNA, 3298 nt
Organism: Brassica rapa (field mustard)
Lineage: Eukaryota; Viridiplantae; Streptophyta; Magnoliopsida; Brassicales; Brassicaceae
Product: thioredoxin H8
Source: RefSeq, a predicted model, not a curated record